Sebastes umbrosus (honeycomb rockfish) is the source of this 3329-nucleotide messenger RNA. It is a transcript of the gene wee1, whose product is annotated as WEE1 G2 checkpoint kinase. The coding region runs from base 450 to 2327 and encodes 625 amino acids. Gene Ontology annotation, molecular function: non-membrane spanning protein tyrosine kinase activity; ATP binding; magnesium ion binding. The record is from RefSeq and is a predicted model, not a curated record. Gene Ontology annotation, cellular component: nucleus. NCBI's taxonomy places the organism in Eukaryota, Metazoa, Chordata, Actinopteri, Perciformes, Sebastidae. The transcript is spliced from 10 exons. Gene Ontology annotation, biological process: mitotic cell cycle; protein phosphorylation.
UGACCAACGGUCGCGGGAAGUCCUUCUUUUGCCACGCGCGUGAUAGGAAGAAUCUUCAGUUAGUAGUUGACUCAUUCAAAACUUUUUUUGUAAACAUUGGUGUGUUUUUUGUGUGAUUUUAACACGGAAACACGCGUUUUCUAGCGUCUGCGACUUAUUAAGAAGCUAGUGACGGAUACUGGAGCUCAACUGGACCGAGGAUAUUGUGUUUUAUUGUAGUUAUAACACCGUUUCAUCGACGUUGACGCCAUUUCUCUCCGCUCUGGAUGGGCGUGUUGCAGUUACAUGUUAACGGACCUUUAAGCGACAUUUUGGGACAGUUUUCGGACACGAUACCUUUCAUUUAAGGUAGUAAAAAGUGUGUUUUUAUUGUAAGUAACGCUACUACAACAGUAGUGGUGUCCAACCGUGUGAUUUCGUCGACGAGAGCAGGGUUUAAAUCCUGAAAAAUGUCGAGCUACAGUCGCCACCGACACGGACCUGCGUCUUCUAAAGCUCCACCGAUCCGACAGAAGCUCCAGUUCACAUCCAGCGACGGAGAGGAUGAGCCCAUAGAGGACGUUAACAACAGCACCGGAGGAGAGUCCGGCUUCACGGAGAUGGACUCCCCGAUGCCAGAGAGACGAGACACCGUGGACAAGCUGCUGCUGGAUGGAGACGGAGGAGGCAGCAGCAGCCCGUUGAAUCAGUCCGACGUGGAGCUGUGGGACGAGGAGAGCUUCGGGUCUCCGUCGUCUCUCCUGCGGUCACCGAGCAGCAGCGUGAUCUUCAACACAUGCUCACCGUCACCGAGGAAGGCUUCUCGGUUGUACGGAGGAGUUGGGGGGUCACCGGAGAGAUCCUACAUGCAGGACGACGGAGAAGCAUCCAGUUCACCGAUCCCAGACUGCCCCGACACACCUCCACACAAAACCUUCAGGAAACUCAGACUAUUUGACACUCCACACACACCAAAGAGUUUGCUGUCCAAAGCCAGGAGCUCUGGCUCGGGAUCCUCCAGCAGGAGAGUUGCCCUGUUCAAGAAUGUGGAGCCUUCAGGAAAGUCAAUCACAGACAGCAUCAAGAGACAGCAGACCCCUCUGGUCAACUUUAACCCCUUCACCCCUGACUCAAUCCUCAUCCAGUCUGCCACACAGCAGAGAAACAGGAAGCGAGCACACUGGAAUGACUCUUGUGGAGAAGACAUGGAGGCAAGUGACGGUGAGGGAGAGGAGGAAGCUUUGCCACCAUCUAAGAGGAUCACCAUGAUGGAAAGCAACAUGAUGUCCAGGUACACCUCCGAGUUCCUCGAGCUGGAGAAGAUCGGCUGUGGAGAGUUUGGUGCUGUGUUCAAGUGUGUGAAAAGACUCGAUGGCUGCAUCUAUGCCAUCAAGCGAUCAAAGAAACCUCUGGCAGGAUCAGUAGACGAACAGAACGCCCUACGGGAGGUGUAUGCCCAUGCCGUGCUGGGCCAACAUCCCCACGUGGUGCGUUACUACUCAGCCUGGGCCGAGGACGACCACAUGCUCAUCCAGAACGAGUACUGCAACGGCGGCACGCUAUCAGACGUCAUCUCAGAGAACUACAGGCGACUCAGUUACCUGACUGAGCUGGAGCUGAAAGAUCUGCUGCUGCAAGUCACUCGAGGACUCAAGUACAUCCACUCUACGUCUCUGGUGCACAUGGACAUCAAGCCAAGCAACAUCUUUAUUUCCCGAAAGUCUACAUCCAGCUGUGAUGAAUGUGAUGACGACGAAGCGCUGACCACCAACGUCGUCUACAAAAUAGGUGAUCUCGGUCAUGUGACACGAGUGAACAAUCCACAAGUGGAGGAAGGUGACAGCCGAUACCUGGCCAAUGAAGUUUUACAGGAGGACUACAGUAAGUUGACGAAGGCAGACAUCUUUGCUCUGGCUCUGACUAUCGUCAGCGCCUCGGGGAUCGAGCCUCUUCCCACCAACGGAGACAAAUGGCAUGAGAUCCGACAGGGCAAACUCCCUGCCAUCCCUCAAGUGCUUUCUCCAGAGUUUCUCAGUCUUCUCAAGCUGAUGAUGCACCCUGAUCCGAGCAGACGGCCAUCAACGUCUGAGCUCAUCAAACACCCGGUGCUCCUCACUGCUGCCAGAAUGAGUGCCGACCAGCUCCGAGUCGAGCUCAACGCAGAGAAGUUCAAGAACGCACUGCUCCAGAAGGAGCUGAAGAAGGCCCAGCAGGCUCGAGCUGCGGCAGAGGAGAAGGUUUUGACCACCGACAGGGUCCUGACCCGCUCCACAGUCCAGUCAAACCCCAGAACCACCAGACUCAUCGGCAAGAAGAUGAACCGGUCCGUCAGUCUCACCAUUUACUGACACUGUCAUCCGCUCUGACAGGAAGUGAAACACGAAGGCUCAUGGACCUUUUUAAAUCAAAACCCGUUCAGAUGGAUCAGUCUCUUUUAGUUUUUCUUUACGAGGAGCACCAUGUCUGUCGUGGUGGAAGAUGUUGAACUUGAACUCAUCUCGAUAGACUCUCAUUGCCAACAUAGUUCAGCCCUUUUUCCCGAUGGAUUUCUACUUUGGAAAAUAAACUUUCAUUCCUGAAAGGUAGUUUACUUUACCUUUUUACACUCGGUCAUUCCUUAAGUUUUGCAUAGACGUCAGGCUCUCUCUCCGUUUCUGUCCUUGCACUUCGCUUCGACAAAGCCGAAGCCCGUUGGCUGCGGAUCGAAGCCGCAGUGAAGCUCUCUUCAGAGUGAAUGUACUUGCCAUGCGCACCUUACUGCCUGUCAAAUGCCUGAUGCUGGGUACCAGAGGGUCUGAGAACUGACGAUUUGUGUGUUUGUAUGGAGCACUUUGGAGGCAACACCAGCCACAUUUUUUUUAAAGAGAAAAAAAAGAAAAAACCUGCUGCUAUUGAUGUUUUGUGUGUAUCGGGGUUUGGCCCAGUUCAGGUUGGAUCGUUCUAGAGGCUCUUAUUUUCAAGUGGCAGGAGUCCGUUUCCCCACCAUUUAAUGUUUAAUCUUCUGGUCGGAUGGAGAAUGGAUCAUGCCAUUUGUGGAAAAAAAAUCAUCCGUUUUGUUUUGAAGUACCACAACCAGUGAGCUGACUUAUCUGUGAGGUUAGAACUGAUCCAUAGUGUUUUAAUUUCCCCUGUUGAUUGGUGCUGCCAACCCUGCCUGUAGCAUUAGCACAAUCAUUGUCCUGUUCUUUUAGGUUCUCAUGUGUUCGAUUAUUUCUUUCCUACAACAUUCAUCUUCAAAUUAUUGUUUAGAAGUCAUUUUUUUGUUCUUGUAACCUCUUAACACAAAACAAAUCUGUUGUUGUAACCUUGUACAUAUGUUCUUUUAAUAAAUUCUCACCAUCUACACUUAA